Molecule: messenger RNA, 2117 nt
Organism: Scheffersomyces stipitis CBS 6054
Lineage: Eukaryota; Fungi; Ascomycota; Pichiomycetes; Serinales; Debaryomycetaceae
Product: putative GTPase
Exons: 2
Coding region: 49-2010 (653 amino acids)
Biological process (GO): ribosomal subunit export from nucleus
Cellular component (GO): cytosol
Molecular function (GO): GTP binding; GTPase activity
Source: RefSeq, a predicted model, not a curated record
CAUUCUUUCACCACUUUUUCAAUAUUUCCAUAAAUAUAGUACCUCGUCAUGGAAGGAAUGAAUAAAGGUGCACUCCAUCCGGAGGCCAAGAAAUGGAAAGCUCCAAAAGGUCCAAAGCCCGUGCAUCACAAGAACAAAAAUGUCAUAGGAUUAGGCAGAACCAUUGCCAACCAGAGAAGAAUGGAAAACCAGAUUGAAGUGUUACCUGACGGAGAAAUGCGUUUUACAACUGACAAGAAGGAGGCUAAUUGGGUCAAGUUGAGAUCUGUCACACAGGAAAACUCUUUGGAUGAGUUUUUAAACACAGCACAGUUGGCUGAUACAGACUUCACUGCUGAGAAGCAGCAGCAAGUCAAGAUUAUCAAAGUGGGAAACACCUCAAUAGUAAACCAAAGUGGAUUAUUGACCCAAGAAGAGAUGAUCGAGAUGCGUAAGAAGCAUCAACUUUUCGAAAACAAGUUGACCAUCCCCAGAAGACCCAAAUGGAGCAAGGACCAGUCCAAGUUGCAGAUCGACAGACAGGAGAACUUGUCGUUUUUGAGCUGGAGAAGAGAUCUUGCCACCUUGACAGAGAAUAACGAGUUGUUGUUGACACCAUUUGAGAGAAAUAUUGAAGUGUGGAAGCAAUUGUGGAGAGUUGUUGAAAGAUGUGAUUUGGUAGUACAGAUUGUAGACGCCAGAAAUCCUCUUUUCUUCCGUUCCACUGACUUGGAAAAAUACGUACACAGCUUGAGUGAUCCCGAGACACAACAUACCAAGAAGAACUUGUUGUUGGUCAACAAGGCCGAUAUGUUAACCAGAGAUCAGAGAGUCGCAUGGGCAGAAUACUUCAGAGCAAGAUCCAUAAACUAUGUCUUUUUCUCAGCAGCCAAGGCUAACGAGUUGUUGGAAAAAGAAAAAGAAGAGUUGGAAAGAUUGAACAACAUGCACGAAGCUGAUAACGAGAAAGAAUUAGUAGAAGAUGAAGACGAGGAAGAAGCUAUAAGGAUUUUGAAGAUCGAAGAACUUGAGCAAUUAUUCUUGACAGAAGCUCCAGAAUUUGAUGACCCGGACUUCCCAGAUAGAAAGCUUCAGAUUGGAUUGGUGGGGUACCCCAAUGUCGGUAAAUCUUCUACCAUCAACGCUUUGGUAGGCUCCAAGAAAGUGUCAGUUUCUGCCACACCGGGUAAGACUAAGCAUUUUCAAACCAUCAACUUAUCUCCAGAAGUAGUUUUGUGCGAUUGUCCAGGUUUGGUUUUCCCUAACUUUGCAUACUCUAAUGGAGAAUUGGUGUGUAAUGGUGUUUUGCCCAUUGACCAGUUGAGAGAACACGUCCCUCCUGUUUCAUUGGUAACACAAAGAAUUCCCAAGUACUACCUUGAGGCGGUUUACGGUAUCCAUAUUCCCAUCCAAAAGAAGGAAGAUGGUGGUGAUGGGUAUCCUACUGCCCGUGAGUUAUUGAAUGCAUACGCCAGAGCCAGGGGGUAUAUGACUCAAGGGUUUGGGUCUGCUGAUGAACCUAGAGCUGCUAGAUACAUCUUGAAGGAUUACGUAAAUGGUAAGUUGUUGUAUGUAAACCCACCUCCCAGAAGAAUCUCAGAUUCCGAAUGGGACAUUCCUACAGUAGACGAAGGCAGAGACUUCAACAAGGGCAUCUAUACUUUGAGAAGUUUACCCGAAACCAGACAGCAACAGAUCAUUACAGCUAUGGCACAUAAGAAUAUUCCCGUUGAUGAGUUCAGCUUGGCCGAGGAUUUGUCAAAGUUGAAUUUUUCGAUGCAUAUUGGUGAAGAAAGGUCCAAAGAAGGUGAAGCUGGUGCAAAAACGUUAUUCUAUGGUGGAAAGCAGGCUGCUCUUGAGAGCGCUGGUGAUGACUUGGAUAGAGAGUUUUUCAAGAUGAACAAUGUUGAAGGUAAAUUGAACACUCCCUUCCAUACUAAGGCUGUUGAGAAUAGUAAAGGAAGUGGUGGUAAGAAGCACAACAAGAAGAACAAAAAGCAGGACAAGAAGUUGAGAGUGGUUGGAUAUUAAUCCAUGUUAGCAUUUAAUAGCAUACGACAAAUAAAUGAUCUACAUUCAUAAAGUAUAUAUAAUCUGCAAGAGGCAUAAUCUUACGAAUAACAGAAAUCACAUUUCUU